AUGGAUUUUUUAAACUCCUCUGAUCAAAACUUGACCUCCGAGGAACUGCUAAACAGAAUGCCAUCCAAAAUCCUGGUGUCACUCACCCUCUCCGGGCUGGCACUGCUGACAACAACCAUCAACUCCCUUGUGAUUGCUGCAAUCAUUGUAACGCGGAAGCUGCACCACCCAGCCAACUAUCUAAUUUGCUCCCUUGCAGUCACAGAUUUUCUCGUAGCUGUGCUGGUGAUGCCCUUCAGCAUUGUAUACAUUGUGAGAGAGAGCUGGAUAAUGGGGCAGGUUGUCUGUGACAUCUGGCUGAGUGUUGACAUGAUCUGCUGCACAUGCUCCAUCUUGCAUCUCUCGGCUAUAGCUUUGGAUCGCUAUCGGGCAAUCACGGAUGCGGUUGAGUAUGCCAGGAAGAGGACUCCCAAGCACGCUGGCAUCAUGAUCACUGUGGUCUGGAUUAUAUCUGUCUUUAUCUCAAUGCCUCCCCUGUUCUGGAGGCACCAAGGAACUAGCCGAGACGAUGAGUGCAUCAUCAAGCAUGAUCACAUUGUUUCCACUAUUUACUCGACAUUUGGCGCUUUCUACAUCCCACUUGUACUGAUUUUGAUUCUCUACUACAAAAUAUACAGAGCAGCAAAGACGUUGUAUCACAAGAGACAAGCAAGUAGGAUUGCCAAGGAGGAGCUGAAUGGCCAAGUACUUUUGGAGAGCAGUGAGAAAAGCACCAGACUGGUCUCUACACCUUACAUGCUGGAAAAGUCUUUAUCUGAUCCAUCAACAGACCUUGACAAAAUGCACAACACAGUGAAGAUUUCCAGAUCUGAAUUAAAGCAUGAGAAAUCUUGGAGAAGGCAAAAGAUCUCGGGCACAAGAGAACGCAAAGCAGCCACUACACUGGGAUUAAUCUUGGGUGCAUUUGUAAUAUGCUGGCUUCCUUUUUUUGUAAAAGAAUUGGUUGUUAAUGUCUGUGAGAAAUGUAAAAUUUCUGAAGAAAUGUCAAAUUUUCUGGCAUGGCUUGGAUAUCUCAAUUCUCUUAUCAAUCCACUGAUUUACACAAUCUUCAAUGAAGACUUUAAGAAAGCAUUCCAAAAACUUGUGCGAUGUCGAUGCUAA
Messenger RNA from Ochotona curzoniae (black-lipped pika), 1101 nucleotides. RefSeq names its product 5-hydroxytryptamine receptor 1F (gene HTR1F). Gene Ontology annotation, molecular function: G protein-coupled serotonin receptor activity; neurotransmitter receptor activity. The record is from RefSeq and is a predicted model, not a curated record. The coding region runs from base 1 to 1101 and encodes 366 amino acids. The transcript has a single exon. Gene Ontology annotation, cellular component: dendrite; plasma membrane. Gene Ontology annotation, biological process: chemical synaptic transmission; G protein-coupled receptor signaling pathway, coupled to cyclic nucleotide second messenger. Lineage: Eukaryota; Metazoa; Chordata; Mammalia; Lagomorpha; Ochotonidae.